GGUUGUUCACCGCUGUCCCUGGGCAGAAGCAAUGCGAUUUGACUCGCGACAUGGCUUCCAUCAUAGCUUCUGGUUGGACCAUGAAUGAUACGAUGUUGCUUGGUCCGGCGCCUACUCUCGGCCGUAUCACCUGCGGCUCGUCACUCGCUCUCGGGCCCACUUACAGGCAGACCAAGUGGUGACUGUUAUAAGCGACAGUCGGUGUCCCGUCUUCUAACGUCGCCCGCCCUCCGCCGCGUCUGUCACAUCCCCAGAUCCACCCCUCCGCCUGAUCCUUCCACAAACCGCAACAUGAACCCAGACGUACCACCGAGUUCCGACCCUUUGGACAAGCUUCACAGAAAGGUCCGAGAACACGUCGAUGAAGCUAUGAGAACUAUGCCGCUAGACCCGGAAAAGAGCCUCACUCUAAAUGCAUUCUUGAUUCUCCUCCAUUUGCUGGCCAUGCUUGUCAACAUUGCGAAAGACUUCGCGGAUCAAGCUGGUUCAGACCAAAUGGGGGCGGACGAGAUCGCUAAGCUCUUUAAGAAGAACGGCUUGUAUGAUACGUCAGACUUCGAUUCCAUAUUGAAAUAUGCCAAGCUUCUGAAGAUAAUCUCUGGGCAACUCGACAUGUACUUGCAAGAUCUGCGGAACCCCGUAGACGCCCAGGGCAGUAGAUCGGGUUGAAGGCGCGCUCAGAGGAUAAAACAGAUUGUAUCCACCGACUGCUGUCUUUCAUGACUUGCUUGGGGGUUGCAAGCCAACUAGUAAUAGCUGAAGUCAAGCAUCUUGUGCGAAUAGGAUGAAGGAACUUCGUUGAGUCAGAGGGGUAUGCGGCUAGCAUAAUGGAAUUGAGCGGGCUUACGCCCCCCAUACUGCCGUUGUGGCCGCCGAAAACUGCUGCAAUUUCCUUUGUGCCGCCUAGUGCCGCGAAUCCAGAGGCUGGGUGGCAAGCGUGACAUGUACUGACGAAGAGGUUCGUCCAGAGAGUAGAGUAUUUGCCCUCGGAGCGAGCAUAUUUGUCAGACGCACGCGAGACUCCUAAAUUGAGGCCCUGGCGAUAGGAAGCUGGAUCCCUGUUUGCAGUGGAUAAGGCAACUACAAAGGAGAGUGCGGGAACUCGGCGGAAUAGAUAUACGUGUUACUAGGACCAAAACAUCUUCAAGAAGGCUAAUCUUCACAAGAGCCCUUCAUCAUCGUGCGGCCAGCGUCAGAUGAGCCGGGUUACAGAGCCGCCGCAGCAUCCGUCAAGGUCUAGACAGUUGUGACCGGCGAUAACCAGUGGAGACUGUAAUGCUGAUAAGCAAAGCUUGAUAUGCAGACAAGACACCAAGA
Colletotrichum destructivum is the source of this 1317-nucleotide messenger RNA. RefSeq lists its product as uncharacterized. The record is from RefSeq and is a predicted model, not a curated record. The transcript has 2 exons. Bases 85 to 669 code for a protein of 194 amino acids. NCBI's taxonomy places the organism in Eukaryota, Fungi, Ascomycota, Sordariomycetes, Glomerellales, Glomerellaceae.